Messenger RNA from Prorocentrum cordatum, 354 nucleotides. Lineage: Eukaryota; Dinophyceae; Prorocentrales; Prorocentraceae. The record is from the annotation of a GenBank genome assembly.
CUGCAGUCCGCCCUGGGGGCCGCGGAGAGGCUCCGCGCGGCCGUGGACGCCGCCAGGGCGGACCCGGGGGCGGGCGGAGGCGUGGCUGAGCUCGCCCAGGCGGUGACGGGCUGCGAGUCCGCGGUGUCCCUGCUGGAGGCGUCGGCGAGUGCCGCGUCAGGCGCCUCCUCGCGCGCCUCGGGGCUGCGGCAAGCCGUCGCGGAGGCGCGGGAGGCCAUGGGCCGGGCCCGCGCGGACGAGGCGUUGCGAGAGGCGCUCUCGUCGGCGCCCUGGGCCGGGGGGCCCCUGGACGCGGGCGGCGCGACGAGGGGUGCGCUGCAGGCCCUGGAGAGGCUGGCCGCGGCGGCGACCGAG